Messenger RNA from Varanus komodoensis (Komodo dragon), 9099 nucleotides. It is a transcript of the gene ANKRD50, whose product is annotated as ankyrin repeat domain 50. Gene Ontology annotation, molecular function: protein binding. The record is from RefSeq and is a predicted model, not a curated record. The coding region runs from base 946 to 5196 and encodes 1416 amino acids. NCBI's taxonomy places the organism in Eukaryota, Metazoa, Chordata, Lepidosauria, Squamata, Varanidae. The transcript is spliced from 5 exons.
AGACGCCGGAAGGCCGGCCCCGCGGGGAAUUGAUAGGAACAAGGCGUAGGGAAGCGCGGCGGACACGCCUGUCUCUGCGUUCACCCGCCUUAGGGGAGCGGCUUCAGCAGCAGAAAGAGCAAGACUCGGCUGCAGCUACUGCCGCUGCCUGGCUCAGCGAAGAAACAGGGAAGGUCCCAUGGAAAAAAUGGAGCAUUGUGACAUCUGCUGCUCAGACUCCGGGAGGGUUCACAUAAAACAUGAGAUCACAAAGGAAUGCAUUUGCUGACUGUCUCCUGCAUGAAAAGUUUUGCUGUUCCCACCUUGUUGCCAUCACUAAGCACCCUAAUUUGAGGGGAUUUCUUGGAUCACGGAAGCUUGUGUGAACUUCAGCUAACUAGUGCUGAAGAAGUGAGGCAGACCUAUAUAUUUGCAAUAUAAACUGCAUUCACUGAAGGGGGAAAAAGCUUGUUUGCAGAAGUUGGAGUUUUUGUGGGGGUGGGUAUAAAAAUAUAUUUUGGAAUGAAUGGAAUGUAGAGAGGCAAAAAACCAUGUGGGAAUUCAGGGUAUAUGUUAGCAGCUCUGCUUUUUUACAUACAUUAUCUGCCUAGAGGACCAAGCAUCCCUAUAAGUCGCAGCUGAAGUCAUGGCACUGGGUGACCUUUUAAGCCAUAUGGGAAGUAUCACUGAGCCUUGGUAUCAAACAUAGCUUUGCAUCUAAAUCGGAUGAGCAGCAAUACACCAUGUGCUAAGCGAAAGCGCAUUUGGAAGAGAAGAUGCCUCUUGCCAUACAAUGAUGCCACUGUCCAUUAUGUGAGGGGGUGAAGAGUUUGUGGUUUGCGUUGUGUCCUGUGAUGACAUUCCGUGCAAUGUUCACACUGGCUUGGAUGUAAGGAGCUGUUGUCUUCUGUGAAGCUUGAAAUGUGUCGCUGUUUUUGACCUGUCCCAGAGAAGAAAGUCUAUAAAAUGGCUCAGACCAGCUUGCUUCAAGGGAAGCAGUUUUAUUGUAGAGAAUGGGUUUUCCACAAGCUUCAGCACUGCCUCCAGGAAAAGACAAGCUGCAGCAGCAGCACUGCCAACAAACCAUCUGUUGUGCUGAAUUCUGGGACUAAUACCUGUGUUGUCCCUGGCAAGGGAGCUGCCUGGGGUGUGUUGUUAGUAGGCGGGCCUGGGAGUGGCAAGACAGCCCUCUCUACUGAGUUGCUUUGGCCCAGCUCACCUGCAAGUCUGCAGAGGGGCUUACAUCACCAAGCCCUGGCCUUCCACUUCUGCAGGGCUCAGGACUCUGACACUCUCUGUGUGGGUGGGUUUAUUAGAGGGUUAGUUGCCCAGAUAUGUCGCAGUGGACUGAUUCAGGGAUACGAAGACAAACUGAGAGAUCCUGCUGUUCAAAGUCUCUUGCAGCCAGGGGAGUGCGAGAGGAACCCAGCUGAAGCAUUUAAAAGGUGCAUUUUGCUCCCCCUUCUGGGAACCAGCCCCCCCCAGCAAAGCCUUUUCCUCCUCGUAGAUUCAGUAGAUGAGGGUUGUAACAUUUCAGAAGGUGACCAGACAUCAACAGCCUUAUCUGGGACUAUAGCCGAACUUCUCGCUAGUCAUUAUGAGUUUUUUCCUCCCUGGCUUCUGCUCCUGUGCUCUGCCCGGAAGCAGAGCAAAGCUGUUACAAAAAUGUUUACUGGCUUUCGAAAAAUAAGUCUUGAUGAUCUCCGAAAGGCCUAUAUUGUGAAAGAUGUUCAACAGUAUAUUCUUCAUCGCUUAGAUCAAGAAGAAGCACUGAGACAACAUCUCACAAAAGAAACUGCAGAAAUGUUGAAUCAGCUUCAUAUUAAAAGCAGUGGAUGUUUUCUGUAUCUAGAACGUGUCUUAGAUGGAGUAGUAGAAAACUUCAUCAUGUUACGAGAAAUCCGGGAUAUCCCAGGAACGCUGAAUGGCCUGUACCUUUGGCUUUGUCAACGACUUUUUGUGAGAAAACAGUUUGCAAAGGUCCAGCCUAUUCUGAAUGUAAUCCUUGCUGCUUGCAGACCACUAACUACAGUUGAAUUGUUCCAUGCAGUGUGGACCAAAAAUAUGGCAUUGUCUAUGGAGGAUUUCCAGCGCAAGCUAGAUGUUCUCUCGAAAGUUCUUGUUGAUGGGCUUGGAAACACAAAGAUCCUUUUCCACUACAGCUUUGCUGAAUGGCUGCUGGAUGUAAAACACUGUACACAAAAAUAUUUAUGUAAUGCCGCAGAAGGACACAGAAUGCUAGCCAUGAGUUAUACUUGCCGAGCCAAGGAUUUAACACCAUUAGAGGCUCAAGAAUUUGCUUUGCAUCUGAUUGACUCAAAUUUGCAACUGGAGACCUCUGAGUUAGCUUUGUGGAUGAUCUGGAAUGGCACACCUGUCAAAGAUUCUUUGUCAACAUUGAUCCCCAAAGAACAAGAAGUUUUACAGUUGCUAGUAAAAGCUGGUGCUCAUGUCAACAGUGAGGAUGAUCGGACAUCUUGCAUUGUGCGACAGGCUUUAGAAAGGGAAGAUUCCAUUCGAACAUUAUUAGAUAAUGGUGCUUCAGUAAACCAGUGUGAUUCAAAUGGAAGGACAUUGUUAGCAAAUGCUGCAUACAGUGGAAAUCUUGAUGUAGUCAACUUGCUUGUUUCUAGAGGAGCUGACUUAGAAGUUGAAGAUGCUCAUGGGCAGACAGCACUUACUUUAGCUGCUCGGCAGGGACACACCAAAGUUGUCAAUUGUUUGAUUGGAUGUGGUGCUAACAUAAAUCAUACUGACCAUGAUGGAUGGACAGCGCUACGAUCUGCAGCUUGGGGUGGGCAUACUGAGGUGGUUUCUGCACUCCUUUAUGCUGGAGUAAAAGUAGAUUGUGCAGACGCUGACAGUCGAACAGCCUUGAGAGCAGCAGCUUGGGGAGGACAUGAAGAUAUUGUGCUGAACCUGUUGCAGCAUGGAGCUGAAGUCAACAAAGCAGAUAAUGAAGGUAGAACUGCUUUGAUUGCAGCAGCAUACAUGGGGCAUAAAGAGAUUGUAGAGCAUCUUCUAGACCACGGGGCAGAAGUAAACCAUGAGGAUGUGGAUGGAAGGACUGCUCUCUCUGUUGCUGCUCUUUGUGUACCUGCUAGUAAGGGACAUGCUUCAGUUGUGAGUCUUCUAAUCGAUCGAGGUGCUGAAGUGGAUCAUUGCGACAAAGAUGGCAUGACUCCACUGCUGGUGGCAGCCUAUGAAGGGCAUGUUGAUGUGGUUGACUUGCUUCUGGAAGGUGGAGCAGAUGUAGAUCAUACUGACAACAAUGGUCGUACUCCACUUCUCGCUGCAGCUUCAAUGGGUCACGCUUCUGUUGUAAAUACUUUAUUGUUCUGGGGGGCAGCUGUGGAUAGUAUUGACAGUGAAGGACGGACAGUCCUUAGCAUAGCUUCUGCCCAAGGUAAUGUUGAAGUAGUACGGACUCUGCUGGAUAGAGGCUUAGAUGAAAAUCACAGAGAUGAUGCAGGAUGGACACCUUUGCACAUGGCAGCUUUUGAAGGGCAUAGGUUAAUAUGUGAAGCACUUAUAGAACAAGGUGCUCGAACAAAUGAGAUUGAUAAUGAUGGGCGCAUAGCCUUCAUACUGGCUGCCCAGGAAGGUCACUAUGACUGUGUGCAGACCUUACUGGAAAAUAAAUCAAACAUUGAUCACAGAGGCUAUGAUGGGAGAAAUGCACUCCGUGUUGCUGCUUUAGAAGGCCAUAGAGAUAUAGUUGAACUGCUCUUCAGCCAUGGAGCCGAUGUGAACUACAAAGAUGCUGAUGGCCGACCAACACUCUACAUCUUGGCUUUAGAGAACCAGUUAACAAUGGCUGAGUAUUUUUUAGAAAACGGUGCAAAUGUAGAAGCAAGCGAUGCUGAAGGAAGAACGGCACUCCACGUUUCCUGCUGGCAGGGCCAUGUGGAAAUGGUACAGAUGCUGAUAACAUACCAUGCCGAUGUGAAUGCCGCAGACAAUGAGAAGCGUUCAGCUUUGCAAUCUGCUGCGUGGCAGGGCCAUGUCAAAGUGGUUCAACUUUUGAUUGAGCGUGGAUCCCUGGUUGACCAUACAUGUAAUCAAGGUGCUACUGCACUCUGUAUUGCCGCACAAGAAGGUCACAUUGAUGUUGUGCAGAUACUGCUGGAACAUGGUGCUGAUCCGAAUCAUGCAGAUCAGUUUGGGCGCACAGCUAUGCGUGUUGCUGCAAAAAACGGGCACACACAGAUAAUCAAAUUACUGGAAAAAUAUGGUGCUUCUAGUCUAAAUGGGUGCACUCCUUCUCCAGUCCAUACAAUGGAGCAGAAACCUUUGCAGUCAGUAUCUUCAAAAAUGCAGUCCUUAACCAUAAAAUCAAAUAGUUCAGGGAGCACAGGUGGGGGAGAUAUGCAGCCUGCUUUGCGUGGCUUAUCUAAUGGGCCAGCUCAUGCUUUUAGUUCUCCUUCUGAAUCCCCUGAUUCUACUGUUGAUCGGCAGAAAUCCUCUUUAUCCAAUAAUUCAUUGAAGAGCUCAAAAAACUCUUCUCUUCGCACAACUUCAUCUACAGCAACAGCCCAGACAGUACCUAUCGAUAGUUUUCACAAUAUGUCGUUUACGGAACAAAUACAGCAGCAUUCAUUGCCACGCAGUAGAAGUAGGCAGUCCAUUGUUUCUCCUUCUUCCACAACUCAUUCCUUAAGUCAAAAUCAUAGUUCACCAAAUAGUGAAUUUGAGUGGAGCCAAGUGAAACCCAGCUUAAAAUCAACAAAAGCAAGCAAAGCAGGGAAAACGGAAAACUCCAGCAAAUCUGGAUCUGCUGGGAAAAAAGUAAAGCAGAGCUCUGCUCAGCCGAAAGUCCUAGAAUAUGAAAUGACUCAGUUUGACAAAAGAAUACCUGUUGCCAAAUGUGGGGCUGGUGUGCCCUUUAAAUCAAUGACUGCUGACACUCAGUGUAAAAUAGCCCCCCCAGCACAGCAGGACAUUUGCCGAUCUCAGCAACCGUUUCUGAUCCACCAGCAAAGUGGGGAACAGAAAAAAAGAAAUGGAAUAAUGACAAAUCCAAACUACCAUCUUCAGAGCAAUCAGGUUUUUCUUGGUAGAGUUUCUGUCCCGCGAACAGUACAGGAUCGAGGACAUCAGGAGGUUUUGGAAGGCUAUCCUUCUGCAGAGACAGAGCUAAGUCUUAAGCAAGCCUUAAAACUUCAAAUUGAGGGAAAUGACCCAAGUUUCAACUAUAAGAAGGAGACACCAUUGUAACAGGCAGAUCCAUGACACCAUGAAUAAAAAGAACAGCUUCUGCCUAGAAUGGUUUGUCAGCCGAGCUGGGAUAAAAAAGCAUGUCUUGCUUGUUGAACCACAUCGAAAAUUACGAAUGUGAUUGCUGCAGUACAGUUACCUUCAUUACUGUAAUGUGCCUAACAGUUUUAAGGCUGCCUUCUUAAUGUAACCUUCUGUGCUUCAGAAAUUUUAUUUUGUGUACUUUGUACUUAAUACACAGAAUAAGCACUUUCUUUUUUCCUUAGUAGCAAAACAAGAUAAAUGCUGUAUUUUCCUCACACAGCUGAAAAACUGUAAGAGCUAGAAAUUUGAGUUUCCUUUUCAAGAAGGCGUGAUUGGUGUAAAUGUGCCAUGGUGGAUUUUGUAUUGAAAGGCAAUGCCUUCUGUAUUUAUUUUAUUUUAUUUUAAUGUGGUCAAAAGAAACUGCAUACAACCAAAAAUACAAGGAGUAGCCUGAGCCACCUGCUAGACUAAAGCCACCCCUCCUACCUUCGCCCAAUCAUUUGUGAAUUUCCUGCAUAGAUCCUUUUAAUCCAAAUUAAAUGUUUCUUUUUUUCUCCCUUCUGCUUGCGGCAGCUGCACUUGCAGUAAAAAUUUAGUUAGUAAACCUUUAAGGUGCCAUCGGACUCUUUCUGUUGCAGGUUCACAUGAUCAAAUCUACCCAGAAGGUCCUGACUAUGUCCCCAAAGGAUAUACGUGCUAUUUGCAUGUAGCAUAGAAUAUACAAAUCAGAGCAUCCAUUGAUGUACCCACAGCAACAACCGAUAAUACCAUUUGUGGUGCUUCAACAAUCGGUAGUGAUACCUAUGGGAGAGGUGGCUCACAGAUUGCCUUCUCCAUGCAAUCACAGGCACAAUACACAGAAGGGUCGUUCCAAACACGUAAUAUCGAACUGUUUUUGAACAUGUAAACUGGUACCUACUUUAUGUGCAUCUUAAAUCACAUUUGCAUUGCCAUAUUUCUGUGUAGUUAAAAUGUUUCUCAUAAAAAGACGAUUCUUGUGAUAGUAUUGGCUAAGAUGCAGUACUUGUGUUUGGCCCUGGUUAGUGGUGGAUAGAAGGCUAUGGUAUCGUUCAUCAAUCGUUUGCUCCCAUUACUCAGUUUCAAGGGUGUUUGUGAAAGUGCAGUUCUUAGGUUUCAAGACCAGUUCUUGUGGUACCCACUUCCACUUUGUUUUCUAGAGGUCAGUAGAGGUAGCCAGUACAGCCAGUGGUCCUAGAACCCCCUAACAGUAUUCCCUAGAUAAUCCUUUAUUUUACUUCAGCUUUUAUUUGUGAAAGAGCCGUAUCUUUGCUCAGUUCCUUGUAUCUUCAGUUAAAAGGAUUUUGCUUAAAAAGUGAGCUAGAUGUCCCCAAGACCAGACUUCAUAUAAGGCAGCUUCAUAUGCUCAAAAGUGAAUAAUUGGAAGUCUUUGGCAAGAAGCAAUUCUUGGCUUUGCCCCUAGGAGCCUGCCUAUAUGCUUAGAGUAGGAAUAACAGCUCAUUCAUUCUGGUAGCAGCUGCUCUUUGUCUUGUUCACAGCAUGCCCAAGACACUGAUACAUAAUCUCUCUUUUCAGAUGAUUAAUUUACCACCUGUUAAUGUUAUCUUUGGAUUAGAUGUAAAUUGUAAACUCUAAACUACUCACGGUCUUGAUAAUUAAUCAACUGUCAUAGUCCAAGGUGCAGUUCCAACUAAAAAUAAUUUGGUAAAAGCUGUAUGUUAAAAAACUUUAGAGUCACUACCUUUUGAAAUGAAUGUGCUUGCAGUGCAGUCAUCGUCUAUUAAACACUGCCCCAAGAUUCCUCACUGCAGGGCUUAUUCAUCCAUAUCAAGCAUUGUCUCCGGCACUUUGCAUCUCCUGUGACUCAGAAACCGAAACCAGGAUGGGCUAUGCUGAUCAGAACAGACCUGGUGUGUAGGUGACAUUAGGAGAGCGUGCACAGGUAUCCCUCUGCUUCUCGCCCCCCGCACCGCAGUAAAGAAUGGCAGCUAUUAUAUGGAAGAACAUACAGUUCUGCACUUGGGGCCGCAACCACAAUGUCAAAGCACAUUCCAUAUGCCUGACAGUAGGUGAAAUGUGAUUUUGCACAGAGAUACAAAAGGUGCUUGCAGACAAAGCUUUUAUCACACCAUCACUCUGCCUCAUUCAUGGAAUUUUACUGGGGGACAGGCAGGGGGCACAGUUAAAUUACAUAUUCCACUUGUAAUAUCCCAUGUUUGCCCACUGCUACUGCUUCCUUCUCUCUUUUUGCAGAAAAUCCAUUAUGGAAAAAAAGAUGCAAUAGCUACACAAUGCUUUCUGUCCAUUUGAUAUUGCCAGACAUCCUUUGUGGAAGGACACAAAGGCAUCCCGUACCACAAAAGGGAUGUCUAUAAUAUCAUAUAUCUCCCUCUGCUCACAGCCUACCCAUCACACUCAUUAGUACUUUGGUAGUGACUAAUCUUGCUGAUUAGCUGAAUAAUAUUUUUGGAAAAUAAUUACUCAGAGUGCAUCCAAUGGAAGGCUUCUGCUGCUACUGAUCAAAGGCAUUGUGUAGCUGUUUAUCUCUCUUGCCCCACCUCCUGUUGCUUUGUUUAAAGAAAGAAAACGGGGGAAGUGAGAAACACAGGGGUUCUCAACUGAUGAUAAAGAUUCCUGUAAAAUUCUGUGAAUGAGGAACAGCAAUUGCACAAUUAAAAUCAUAUUCAGCAGCACCCUUACGCAAAGAAUGGUGAGUGGCGUAGUAAGGGUGCCAAAAUGUUGCCUCCGGUUUGUUCUGAAUGUGAAGUACUGAGUGUUUGCCAUACUGCACAAGAAUAAAGCUCGUCUUCCUUCUUAGGUAUGCACAUAUAUUUUGAACUGUAGAAAGACCAUCCCUAAAGGUUACCUUCUCUGGAUCUUGGCUAAUGCUGAGAUUGUAUUUAUUUGAUAGUAUUAUUUUAUUACAGCAUGUACCUUGUGACUCAAUUACAACAGUUCUGGCCAUUUUGACAAGAAGACUAAGCAUUUCAGAAGUCUUCUUGACUUUCAGCAGAACAGUCUUAAGCUAUUGAGGCUAACAUUCCCAAGAAAUCAACUAAAAGGUCAGUGAAAAAGUGUUUCCUUACAGAGAAUUGACAUAAAUUUUCCUAAUCCCUUUCAGAGAUGCUUUGGAAUACGGCAUGUUUCUCUGUUUAAAAAUGCAGUUUGACAAGAGUGUGAGAUUUUUCUGAAUUACUUAAAUAUAUGAUUUUAAUAUAUUGGCUUUUGUGACCUCUCAGAGAAAGGUAAAAUUAAUUGCCCUGAAUACUGGCAAGUGUGUGUGUGUGUAUUUUAAUUCUGAAUUGUUGGGUGUGCUUCAGUCUGAUCAGCCAUGACUUGGCAGGGCUGAUCAGCUCUAAUUUAGCAUAAUGUGAGCCCCUCUUUUUUAUUCAAAAUAUCUAAAUAUUUCUAGACCUGCUUUAUCUUUCUAUUUUCCAAAGUCGUCACUGGAGGAAAUUAUGGAAUAUGCCACAAUUCAUAACUAGGAGACUUGUGGAAGGACUGGUAGACAUUAAUAGCUGUACCACACACAUGCCAAGAAAGCUGUCAUAAUAGAGAUUAAAUUAAUCUAUUGAAAUUUAACCUGCUAAGAUAUAGCAGUGCCCUCUAGCCCUUAUCAUGAUCAGUAUUGGAAAAUGGCUUUGCUUUUACUUAAGGCAUCAUUUUCUCUUGUCAACUGUGCUGCUAUGCAAAUGUCUGUUUAUGCUCUUUAUCCUCUGUUGAAACUCUUCGAAUAACAUGGUGCACAGAUAAGACUUCUUUUCCUGGACUGGGUUGUAAAUAGCCUAUAAUGUACAUUGAAUUUCACAUUGUAAAAUUUUUAUUUUAUUUCUUGUAUUAUAUUAAGCAAAAAUCCUUAUGUAUAUGAAAGUGCAUAAUAAAUAUAUUUGCUUUUCAGCA